Molecule: messenger RNA, 1170 nt
Organism: Mollisia scopiformis
Lineage: Eukaryota; Fungi; Ascomycota; Leotiomycetes; Helotiales; Mollisiaceae
Exons: 2
Coding region: 286-1170 (294 amino acids)
Source: RefSeq, a predicted model, not a curated record
CUUCAUUUGUGGCUUGAUGGGCACGUGUGUGCGCGUUGACUUCGUGUCAAGUCCUCCGUUACAAAUACUCCAGUCUCUCCGUACAAGAUCAACAGGUGUUUGUUCUCAGCCUUCAAAAUUGAAUUCAGGAGCGUCGAAAUCCACGACUGAGUUGUCUUGCAUUCGAUCCUUCUUCUUCCAUUGACUCUCGCCCGUCUGAGAGGCCAUUCUGCUACACAAUACCAAACAUCACACCAUCUCAUUGUGGAACCCGUCACAGAGAUUGACAUUUCUGAAAUAGCCAACAUGGGCCAACGACAUCAAAUUUUUGUCAUUGCUAAGAUUGGCAAGGCUUGGCGCAGUUUUGGCUGUGUCCAUUUGCAGUUCGCCUGGUCUGUCGAGUGGGAGGAGGGUAUCAAAGUUGUCAAGGAGUUUGAAGCAUAUGGCAUGAUCGACACUGCCACACUGAGUGCCACUUGGCCGGGUAUUUGGAGAGAUGAAGGGCACACAGGCUCUAGAGACGAUCAAGAUGAUUCGGAAUACAUAUACAUAUCAAACAAUUCGGACACUACCCUCCAACUACAACAAGUUAUCGAAGAGGCGUUCUCAACUUCUACGACACAGCUUCCGGAUCUGCUGAAAAGUGUCGAGGACAAGUCACAGUUCUGGCGCGCCUUGAUCGCCCAGGUAUACUCAACUCCGACGCUCGUAGAACGUUCAUUGACAGCUUCAACGUUAUUGCGGACUGCCUUUCGGAAUAAACGAACUGUGGACCUGAGUCCCUUCAGUCUCAACGAAGAACAAAUUUUUGAAAUACUUUGUCGUGGUACGAAGAAGACGAGGAUACACACGUUGAGCCUAUCUGGCAAUCAAAAAUUGAAUGAAAAGCUCCUCGAGGAUAUCCUCAGCCGCCAUCAAUCGCUCGAGGUUGUCCACCUUCUCAAUACGCCUCAAAUCCGGUUGGAGACUAAGCUCAGUGUCUUUAGGGACCACAACAAGACGACAUCCACAUACUUCCUUGAUACUGAACUCCUCGCUGAGCCUUUUCUGACAGGGCCAGGAUUCGGCCUCCCACAAAAACAUUUUCCCUUGAGUUACUUCAACAAAAACAUAAAUCAAAUGGUCAUCUUAGCCAGCAAUCCCAGAGCUAGACUGGAGCGCUUACCUUGCGGUGGACUUUCCCUUGACUAG